Messenger RNA from Capronia coronata CBS 617.96, 1629 nucleotides. Its product is annotated as STE/STE7/MEK1 protein kinase. Bases 1 to 1629 code for a protein of 542 amino acids. NCBI's taxonomy places the organism in Eukaryota, Fungi, Ascomycota, Eurotiomycetes, Chaetothyriales, Herpotrichiellaceae. The record is from RefSeq and is a predicted model, not a curated record. The transcript is spliced from 3 exons. Gene Ontology annotation, biological process: protein phosphorylation. Gene Ontology annotation, molecular function: ATP binding; protein kinase activity.
AUGUCUGACCCGUUCAAGACCAGAACUCUGAAGAGGAAGAAUGUGAAAGGGCUGGCUCUAAAUGCUCCUCCGCCACGAACAGCGAAUCCGUCGGAGGGUGAUGCGCAGAUACCGGGGGCUCUGGGCAACUCCGAAAGUGACCGUACGGACACAUUGGAGAUCGGGUUAGAAUUCAAGUUGGAUUUGAGAAGUGAAGAUCUGGUGGUCCUCAAAGAGUUGGGCGCUGGCAAUGGAGGUACGGUCAGUAAAGUCAUGCAUGCUACCACCAAAGUCAUCAUGGCCAGAAAGAUCAUCCGGGUCGAUGCAAAAGAGAACGUCCGCAAGCAGAUUGUGAGGGAGUUGCAAGUCGGUCAUGACUGCAGUUCCCCGUAUGUGAUCACAUUUUACGGCGCCUUUCAGAAUGAGGCUCGUGACAUUGUACUGUGUAUGGAAUACAUGGACUGCGGUUCUUUGGAUCGGAUAUCGAAAGACUUCGGACCUAUUCGGGUCGACGUGCUUGGGAAGAUAACAGAGUCAAUUCUAGGUGGCUUGGUCUAUCUCUACGAAGCGCAUCGCAUCAUGCACCGAGACAUCAAGCCUUCCAACGUUCUGGUCAAUUCUCGUGGCAUGAUCAAACUGUGUGAUUUCGGAGUUGCGACAGAGACCGUGAACUCGGUCGCAAACACCUUUGUGGGGACUUCAACAUACAUGGCUCCAGAGCGAAUCCAGGGAGGAGCGUACUCGAUCAAAUCAGAUGUGUGGAGUGUUGGUCUUACAGUGAUGGAAUUGGCUAUCGGCAGAUUUCCCUUCGACUCUAGCGACUCUGCCGCAGGCGACAGAGCUAGUGCGGGACCGAUGGGAAUCCUCGACCUUCUGCAGACUAUUGUCCACGAGCCUGCGCCGAAGUUGCCCAAGAGUGAAGCAUUCCCCAGCAUUUUGGAAGACUUUGUGGCCAAGUGUUUGUUGAAGAACCCUGACGAAAGACCAACACCCAGAGAGCUGUAUGAUAGGGACAAUUUUCUACAAGCGGCCAAGAGAACUCCAGUCGAUUUGCAAGAGUGGGCGGUAUCAAUGAUGGAGCGACACAAUCGGAAAUCCUACCUUGCACCACCCGCGCCCAAAUCUCUCAAGAGUGACGGUACAAGCUCGGAUGCCUCUUACACGACCUCGGCCGCGUCUACAGCAUCCUUUGCCAGCGACAUCCGGGGCACGCCUGUUACUGCCAGGCAACACAAAGUGCCCGCGACUGGUCAUAUACCCGUUGCCGCACCUCAAUUUGUUGGUCAGCAUACUCCCACAGGGAUCGUGGAAAGAUCACCACCACCCCCGUUGUCACUACAACACUUGUCCCUUGAGACGCGAGACGCCCCGAGCGGAGUUGUGCCGCGUCCCAACCGCAUGGGGUACAACGACCGUGACAACAUUCCUGAGCCUGCAUCGGCAAUUGAACCCUCACAGCGGCCAGUCUUUCCUCCCCGAACAAGUAGCAACGGUUCAGCGAUGAACGGACGAAACCCAUUAGCAAGUCCACCUCUGUCCUUACGACAGCCACCGCCAACAGGGCCACUACCACCACCCCCGGUGAAGGAUUUGCCGGCGCCUCCACUAUUGCAUGGUGCGGGCAUAGCCAGUCCGCGUCGGCUGAGGUGA